Penicillium maclennaniae is the source of this 801-nucleotide messenger RNA. RefSeq names its product glutathione S-transferase. Bases 1 to 801 code for a protein of 266 amino acids. The record is from RefSeq and is a predicted model, not a curated record. The transcript is spliced from 5 exons. Gene Ontology annotation, molecular function: maleylacetoacetate isomerase activity; glutathione transferase activity. Gene Ontology annotation, biological process: glutathione metabolic process; L-phenylalanine catabolic process. NCBI's taxonomy places the organism in Eukaryota, Fungi, Ascomycota, Eurotiomycetes, Eurotiales, Aspergillaceae.
AUGGCCACGUUUUUUUUGAUUGCAAUCAUUAUGGCUCAGGAAAUGGACUUGCACUUUGUUGGAACCCACACCCGUUAUUCCAGCUGGACGUCUCGGGUGGAAGCUGUCUUGGAGUAUUUCCAAAUCCCGCAUAGCUCUCAAGUCAUCAAACUGUCCGAUGUGAAAUCGAUCUCUCCAACUGGUUUCGUGCCAUUCAUCCAAUGCCGCUCAAUCGGAUCCACCACUAUCGGUGAUUCAUUGGCAAUCUGCGAAUUCCUCGCUGAAUCUCACCCUGAGCUUCCUCUCUGGCCUCGCGACCGUCAACUCAGAGCGUUGGCACGCAGCGCUGCUGCCCAGAUGCAUUCGGGCUUUUCGACGUUGCGAAAUCUAUACAGCACCAACUUCCUCGCCCGAUAUACCGGCAACGUGCCAAUUCCAGAAGAGGCUCUAGUGGACAUCAAGCGCAUCUUAGCUUUGUGGGACGAAGCACGAAAGGCUACAAAAGAGCGCCUUGCGGCGCUCGGGGAGGCUGACGAAGGUUUUCUGUUUGGAGGAUUCAGUAUUGCCGAUGCCUUUUUCUGGCCUGUGCUUUGGCGAUUCCGAUCCUACGGCCUUCCUCUGACGUCUGCGAGUGAAGAUGCUCUUGCUUGGAUGGCUACUAUGUGGAACGAUCCCGCGUUCCGGUCUUUGAGCGAGAAGUAUUACCUGCAGGCCAAGGAUCCGGAAACCCGUAUUGAGCAUUAUGAUGAUAUCUAUAAAGGCAGGGAAGACAUUCACUACGAUCACUUCCCCGAGGAUUGGACAUUCUCAGUGCCUAAAUGA